GUUGACAAAAAUGCUGAGUUGGUGGCAAGAUGGCACUACUGCGCUCUGAGUCAAGAGAAGUUAUGUCGGCCAAUAGUAGCCUGUGAGCUAGGCAGGUUGUAUAAUAAAGAUGCCAUCAUUGAAUUUUUGUUGGACAAGUCAGCUGAUAAAACGCCUAUGGAAGCUGCGUCACAUAUCAAGAGCAUUAAGAAUGUAACAGAACUGAACCUUGCAGAUAAUCCAGCUUGGAGUGGUGAUAAAGAGAGUAUAAAAGGUGACAAAUAUGAUGACAUCCAAUCUGCACGCUUUAUAUGCCCUGUGGUGGGAUUGGAAAUGAACGGAAGACACAGGUUUUGUUUCUUGAGAAACUGUGGCUGUGUGUUCUCUGAACGUGCUCUCAAAGAAAUAAAAUCAGAAGUUUGUCACAAGUGUGGUGUUCCCUUUCAAGAGGAAGAUGUGAUUAUCCUUAAUGGUAAUAAAGAAGAUGUGGAAGUAUUGAAGAAAAGAAUGGAGGAUAGAAGACUUAAAAGUAAAUUAGAAAAGAAAUCAAAGAAGUGUAAGUCAGCAGAACCAGCUUCUCGGCAAGACACUGCUGAAGAUUGUCCAGGUCCAUCAAAGGCUAAGAAUGGAAAGGAUUGUAUCAAUUCCAGUUCUGGGGAAAAGAGGCAGAUUAUCUUCACCAAAAGUUCAGAUAAUGGAAAUUCAUCUGUACCAGGAAAAGUCAAUAAGGCUUCUGCUACUACCACGAAGAGAUCCAUUGCAGACAGUGAGGAGAAAUCUGAGGCAUACAAAUCUAUUUUUACAUCGCACAGCUCAGCAAAACGUUCAAAGGAAGAGUGUUCCAACUGGAUUACUCACACAGCAUACUAUUUCUGAAACAAUGAUGAGCCUGAUCGUAACAUUCAUCACUGCUUUCCUUCCCUAAGGCUUUUUCUGUACAACUCUGAUACAGAACUUUUGUUGUAAUCUGAUGUUAUCUGCAAUUAUUCCGUUUAUAAACUAGUGAAUAACUAAUGAACUUGUGUUAGCUGCAACUUCUGUUAAAUAAGAAAUAGAUGGCCAG
Molecule: messenger RNA, 1042 nt
Organism: Balearica regulorum gibbericeps (East African grey crowned-crane)
Lineage: Eukaryota; Metazoa; Chordata; Aves; Gruiformes; Gruidae
Source: RefSeq, a predicted model, not a curated record